UUCAAAAGUAUUUAUGGCUUAUCGUGUAGUGGCAGAUGCAUAUUCAAGGAGGUGUAAUUAAGGGUGUGUGGAGUGGAGAUGGGUAGGUCAAGCUUUUAUAGGGCGCUUGAAGCCACUGUUCUUCCCGCUGGUGCAAAUGCAAAUGUUCCUCCAUCAUGAUGGCGAUCCAUGAACCAGAAGGGCUAUGCGCAGGUUAACGUGCACCUUCCAUCAAGAGGGAGGCAGAUCGAGACAGAGUUCCUUGUUGCCAGCUGCUCUCUUAAUUUCUUCCCAUUUACCACUGUUGGUUGGUUUAUUAUUGAGAAUUAAUGAGUGGGGCUCUGAUUUGUUUGUGCUAUUUGUUUUACUGGUAAUGGUGGUGAUCUAGGCAUCUCAGCUUCUGGGUGGCACUGAAUGAAAUGGAUACCGGAACUAGAAGGAAGAGACGACAAGCCCCACCUCUGAUUCUGGCUCUCUUCCUCCUUGUUUUCUUCUCAAGAUGCACAGUCCACGUUUUGGGUUUGAAUUACACAAAUCUGAGACAAGUAUCAAGCUUAAGAGUUGCAAGGAUUCAGAGACAUUUGGAGAAGAUAAACAAGCUUUCUGUUAAAACCAUUGAGAGCCCAGAUGGAGAUAUCAUUGAUUGUGUUCAUAGACACAAUCAGCCAGCCUUAGAUCAUCCACUUUUAAAGAAUCACAAGAUCCAGAGAGUACCUCCAGAGAUGCCAAGAAUGAGAGUGACAAAGGAAGGAGGAGGAGUAAGAAGUUACAAUAGCAGUGAAGGAACAGAACAUACAUGGCAAACAUGGCAUCAAAUUGGAGAGAGAUGUCCGAAGGGGACGAUUCCGAUGCGACGAAGCUCAGUGAAUGAUGUCUUGAGAGCUAAGUCUCUGUAUCACUUUGGGAAGAAACAACGCAGGCUGCCUCUUGAUAGAUAUGUUGAAGCACCUGAUGUGGUCAGCGGCAAUGGCCAUGAGCAUGCGAUUGCAUACACUGGAUCAUCAACGGAAGAAAUAUACGGAGCAAAGGCUACAAUAAACGUGUGGGACCCAUCAAUUCAAGUGGAGAACGAGUUCAGUUUGUCUCAGAUUUGGGUUCUCUCUGGAUCCUUUGACGGCUCAGAUCUGAACAGCAUAGAAGCUGGUUGGCAGGUCAGUCCGGAGCUUUACGGGGACAGCAAACCUAGAUUAUUUACUUAUUGGACGAGUGACUCGUAUGAGGCGACGGGGUGCUACAACCUUCUCUGUGCAGGAUUUGUACAGACAAACAGUAAGAUUGCCAUUGGAGCAGCUAUAUCUCCGGUCUCGAAAUUCUCCGGCAACCAAUUUGACAUCACCAUUCUUAUUUGGAAGGAUCCCAAUCUAGGGAAUUGGUGGCUUGGAUUUGGUGAUAACACAUUAGUGGGUUACUGGCCGGCGGAGCUGUUCACACACUUAGGAGACUAUGCAACCAUGGUGGAGUGGGGUGGUGAAGUGGUGAACUCAAGGGCCAACGGCAAGCACACAUCAACGCAAAUGGGCUCCGGCCAUUUCGCCGAGGCAGGGUUCGGCAAGUCGAGCUACUUCCGAAACCUAGAGAUUGUUGAUGCAGACAACAGUCUCAGCCCAGCCCAAGACAUCUCCACCCUCGCUGAGAACACUAACUGUUACAACAUCAGGAGCUCCUCCAACAAUGAAUGGGGCACCCAUUUCUAUUAUGGUGGGCCUGGGAAAAACCCACAGUGCCCAUAAUCAUCAACCAUUUAUACAACCUUAGAAGAAAGUAAAAUCUCCAUUCUUAAUUCUUUCUUCCUAAAGUUCCUAUAAAUAUCUUUCUCUAGUUACAAGUGUAUUGUUUUGAAUUACCAAAAUGUGUAAUCUCAUUAUUUUUGUUCCAUCAAACGGGCUUAGGUUUUUUAUUUUGCUUUCCUUUUCUUUGGUCCCUUGUAUUUUUCUUUUUUCUUGGGUAAUGAUCCUUGUAAUUUUAGUGUUAUAUUCUUCAAAGUACUAUGAUAUAAUGGACU
Nelumbo nucifera (sacred lotus) is the source of this 1981-nucleotide messenger RNA. Its product is annotated as protein neprosin-like. The record is from RefSeq and is a predicted model, not a curated record. Lineage: Eukaryota; Viridiplantae; Streptophyta; Magnoliopsida; Proteales; Nelumbonaceae.